This is a messenger RNA of Hemicordylus capensis (graceful crag lizard), 6182 nucleotides long. It is a transcript of the gene SAMD8, whose product is annotated as sterile alpha motif domain containing 8. NCBI's taxonomy places the organism in Eukaryota, Metazoa, Chordata, Lepidosauria, Squamata, Cordylidae. Gene Ontology annotation, biological process: ceramide biosynthetic process. Gene Ontology annotation, cellular component: endoplasmic reticulum membrane; Golgi membrane. The record is from RefSeq and is a predicted model, not a curated record. Gene Ontology annotation, molecular function: sphingomyelin synthase activity; protein binding; ceramide cholinephosphotransferase activity. The transcript is spliced from 6 exons. Bases 266 to 1519 code for a protein of 417 amino acids.
UUCGGCCCCGCCCCUUCCGUCACGUAAGCCUGGGGUUGGUCAGUCGGUUGUUUGGCGGCGUUGACCUGCUGGCUGCUGUGGCUGCUGGUGCCGCUCUCUGUGUAAUGGGGAAGACGAAGCGAAGCCCCUUGGCGCGGGAGGGCGCCACCGACACGUAGCGGGGCCGACCCGCGCUGACAGGUGGGGGGCAGCCCUGGGAGACGACCCCCCUCAGGGCGCUUGUGAGGAACGGAAGCCUCUUCUGCUGCAUAGCGGGGUAGGAAGAAUGGAAGGCAACGGCCAACUUUGCAUUCAGCGUUGGUCUACCAGACAUGUAGCCAAAUGGCUGAAGGAAGAAGGUUUUUGUGAGUAUGUGGACGCUUUGUGUGAUAAACACAGAUUGGAUGGGAUUACAUUACUGACCCUAACAGAAUAUGACUUGCGGUCUCCUCCCCUGGAAAUCAAGAUUCUAGGUGAUAUCAAAAGGCUCAUGUUGUCAAUACGUAAACUACAGAAGCACCAUAUUGAAGUUCUGGAAGAGCUUGGUUACAGUAGCGAUGGUGCCACUGGCUCACUGUCUCCUGCUAUUGGCUCUCUUCAAGGGACAGACUGGUUUUGUAAUGGUGAAGUUCAGCGGGACUGUGAGGACUUUGAGCCUGUUGUUGACUUGAAUGCAGACCAGUAUCAGUAUGCAAAUGGAAAAAACAAACAUUCUGCGCGAAGACUGGACCCAGAAUACUGGAAGACAGCCUUGAGUUGUGUAUAUGUUUUCAUUGUAUUUGGCUUCACGUCAUUUGUCAUGGUCAUAGUGCAUGAGCGAGUACCUGACAUGCAAACAUAUCCACCAUUACCUGACAUAUUCCUAGACAGUGUUCCUAGGAUACCAUGGGCUUUUGCCAUGACAGAGGUCUGCGGAGUGAUUCUCUGCUACAUUUGGUUGCUCGUUCUCCUCCUUCACAGACAUAGAUCUAUCCUUUUAAGACGAUUAUGCAGUCUUAUGGGUACUGUGUUCUUGUUGCGUUGCAUUACGAUGUUUGUGACCUCACUGUCUGUGCCAGGCCAACAUUUGCAGUGUUCUGGAAAGUUGUAUGGCAAUGUAUGGGCAAAACUUCAGCGAGCCUUUGCAAUUUGGAGUGGGUUUGGCAUGACACUAACUGGAGUACAUACUUGCGGAGACUACAUGUUCAGUGGCCAUACUGUUGUCUUGACUAUGCUGAACUUCUUUGUCACUGAAUAUACACCAAGAAGCUGGAACUUCUUACACACUUUGUCCUGGGUGUUGAACCUCUUUGGAAUCUUCUUCAUUUUGGCUGCACAUGAACAUUACUCCAUUGAUGUCUUCAUUGCGUUCUACAUCACCACAAGACUAUUUUUGUACUAUCACACUUUGGCUAACACAAGAGCCUAUCAGCAGAGUAGGAGGGCCAGGAUCUGGUUUCCCAUGUUCUCUUUCUUUGAAUGCAAUGUAAAUGGUACAGUUCCAAAUGAGUAUUGCUGGCCAUUUGCAAAACCAACUAUAAUGAAAAGAUUAAUUGGAUAAAGAGCACCUGGUUUAAUUGACAUCUGUGUGAAGUAUUUGUGACUAACUUUCUACCAGAAGUCCGGGCAAAAAGGAUUUUCUCUUACCCAUGUAACAUCUAUGGCCUUGUUCUUUCUCAGAUGAGUAAGAUAGGUAACUGUUGCCAUUUUUAAAAAAUGUGCAGCCAAUGUUGUUACCUAUAGUAAGGUUCUGCAUGAAUGCAUUAGUUGGGUUACUAUUUAUUCUUCUGUGAUACUUAUUUGGGAGUCUUCAAAUUGUCCUUUGAAAGAGUUACUUGGGAUCCAUAGCUUCAAGUACCAUCUAGUUAGCAAGUCCCUUGGGGGGGGGAGUUGUAAUGCUUUAAAAAAACGAUUAUUUAAUGAAGCUGAAGUAUAUGUUGGGAGGGAAAGAGUGAGAAGAAAUGGUCCCCUGAUGAAAGCAUGUAGCAGCAUAGAGGUAAAUGGUGUAUAUCAAAGUAUCUGCUUCUGGGACAUAGUAUCAAAAUGACAACUAUGAACAAGGUUGCACUGAUUUGGCAUGAAUGAUUUCAUACUGUUAUGUUAUCCAGAGAUUUCCUUGUUUACAUUUCAGUGAAUUGGUAAGAAAUAAAUACUUUACCUUUUGAAAAAGAAGCUGACUUAGUUUUAGUGACACACUUCCCUCUGAAUACAGUAUUGAAUGCACAAAUAUGUUCAUGUUUUUUUAAAUAUUUCUGCUAGAAGAAUAGAUUAGGUAAAUUGGGAUUGUAGCAGGCAACAUCCCAUAGAGCAAAGGAAAUGUGUGGUGAUUUUAUUGUAUUUUAUUUUUGCAGCAGAGAGUAGUCAUUGAAUAGUGGCUUUUAGAAAUACCAUUAAUAGCUAUCUCUCUUCCUUCACCAUCACUACAGUUAUUGACUCUUCCACCCAGCAUUGCCACCCACAAAAACCUAACAGGAUAGCUAAAACUUCUGUUCAGUAUACUUUACUUUUUACAAACAAGCUGCUUGUUUACAACACUAGAUGAUGAAGUAUCUUAAUCAAUUUCGCUUUAUGGAAAAUCACUGAAGUUUUUGGAAUCCUGCAAGCACCGCAUACAGCACUUGGCAGUCAUGAAAGCCCCAUAUCUUUAGAAAUCAGCUUUUAUAGAAGUUGUUUGGGUUUGCAGUUAAUCUUUUAAAUUGCCUGUUUAAUGGGAAAUUGUACUUGGGAAAGCAGACUGAUUAGGUUAGAGUGGUAAUGGUUAUUAGUAUACUAAUUCCAGAAUGAGUUCAUAUUGCAUUUAUUUCAAAAUAGGCAAUAUCUUUGGAGAAGGUGGUACAUAAGAAAAAUUUAAUAAAUAAAUAAAAUGUGAGAUGAUUGCCUUUCAAAAAUAGCAUGCAAAUUUUUUCAGUUCAUUGCAAGCUAUUCAUUGCACUGAAUUAACUUCAUUCUGCAUUCAGAAUUGUCCCAUCCACAUGUCUAGCAUAAGGUUGGUGUUAAGCUGUCAUCAGGUAUACUAUAUAGAUGAGUCUAUUACAAAAAAUAAAUAAAUUCCAUGCAAUGCAGUGAGUUUCUGCAGUACAGAAUAGCAGCUAAGUUCCCUGUGUAUUGAAAACAUUCCAAAUCAUUGCUCUGAUUUUUUUUUUCAGGUGGUGGUUGUAUAAUUCAGUGUCACCACUGGCAGCCAGGUGUGUUCUUUCUCCAGUGCCUAAUCCUGGUGACUAAACUAUACAAAGCAGAUAAUUGCUUUUCUUGUUAGGAGCUACUAGUAGGUAAUUUCUGGUGAGAAACAAAGGGUGUCAACUUUACUGCCUUUGCUUCUAGGAUAGUGUAGGCAGUGUAAACAUUCCUUUCUGUAACUAGCAUUGCUGCACAUGGGUCAAUAUUUGUACAUUGAAAUGCAUGAGCCCUGUUGCAUUGGACAGUGUUCAGAAUAUUGAACAUUUCAAAAAUGUCCUGAACCAAAAUAAAAGUUGUAGUUGAACUUGCAAAUCUGCAUAUUAGCAGUAAUUGCAGACUAGAACUGUUCUAUUGUACAGCUUCUAACUAUAGUUAAUAUUGCCACAGUAAUACAGUAUUUCCAUAACCACUUCAGUAUCUUUAUGUGCCACUUCAAGAAGAAAAUAUUGUCUCAGAGCAUGCCUUAUUCUUUUCUCCUGUUGUCACAUACUGCAAUAUAUUGCAGAGUCAAUAUUCUGAAACGGAAUAUAUUGUGUAGAUCUUUUCCUUUAUGCUUUAGCUCUCAGAUUGUAUGGAAGAUGUUCAAAGUUGUUACUAUGCACUGGUUAGUGUUUGAAGAAAUGGAGCAAGAGGUAGUAUUCCAGUAUAUUCAAAUGUACCAUGAAUACUUGAUCAAGAUAGAGGCAGCCUCUUAGAUGCUCCUACCAACUGUAAUGGCAGCCUUUCCAGAACUCUUAUUUUGGUAAAUACUUUUGGGUGUAUUUGAUUGGAAUGAUGUAUCCUUUCAGGAUAAUUUUUGACAUGAAGGAAAGAUCCAAAACAUCAAAUUUGGCACCCCAAAGCAUGUUAUUUUGGUAGUUUUAAAACUGAUCUCAGUGAAAUGCAACUUGGAAUUCAAGAGAGAGGCAGCCUCUCCUAAGUUUCUAAAAAUAUAUAUUUUGUAAAGGAAAAAUUACACCCACACAAACAUGCACUGGUACAUUUACAGUUCAGAUUUAUGUGGUGUUCUGAGCAGCACUGUAUUGUUUCUGAUUGAAUUGACACAUACUCUAGUUCAGCUAUAGUUGUGACUACGUUCCAUGAGAAGCAAUGGCACUUACCAUGCAGUGUGAUCCCAUGCAUGUUUACUUGAAGACAUUGUUCUCACUGAGGUUAAUAUAUUUGCACCUGGACUGUACCAUUUCAGACUUCAAGGACUUGUCUGACUAGAUUGGAAGAGAAGAUGAUGUUGAAAACUACCAUGUCAAUUAGAGUCUAGAACCCUUAUUCCUGACAUGCUAGCUUAUUAUGUGAAAAACAUUUUUAAGUAGAGUAGUACUCAAUCAAGUGAGCCCUUGACUUGCAAUCUGCCAUGGCACAGCACAGGCACAGGUCUAACACUUCAGAAUAAGGCCAGAGCUCACUGGGACUUCCUUUCAAGUAAGUUUACUUCCAAGUACACAUAUUACUUGAAUACCAUUUGGUAUGACUUUUUCUUUCAAAUGACAAAUAUUACUAAUCUGAUAUGGAGCUACAUUUGCACUUUUUUUUAGUUCAAAUCAAAACUGUCCAAUGAAUUACUAUACUCAAAAUAGUUACCAGAGUAUUCUUGAAGAUGCCAUCCAAAGUUUAAUUACACUUCUUUUUGUUGGUUCAUUCUGAGAGAAGAUGUCAUAUCAACUGUCCUCCCAAAAUGUUUUGUUGUGGAAUAUCCCAAAAUAUGGGAUUUGCACAUUAAAAUGUUUAUGCUGAAAACUUUAUCCUUGAGGGAAAAUUGAAAUAUAUUGUGUUACUUAUUGUCUGGGUCUUCCAGGCAGUACUGAUUUGUUUAAAUUUUUAUUAAUUUGAAAGCUGGUGAUAAAGUAGAUAUAGUUUGAUCUCAAGCAAUAAUUAAGUUCACUGCAUAUGCUUAUUCAUAUUCCCUUCAGUUUCCUUUACCCACUCUAGUCUGAAUUUACUAUUUUGUGGUCUGCAGUGUGAGGCGUAUCUGUCUUACUUUGGCAGACUUGAAACAUAUAUUAAGAGAAUACUCAUUCUUCACUCAAACAGCCAGUUUUAACUUGUGCUCCUUGUAUUUGAGAAAGCUUUUGUGUGUUUGGUAUGGAGGACUAAUGGAAUACUAGAAAUCAUAAUUUGAUAAAGGAGUGUUUAUAUAUUUUAGAUUAUUGCCUCAUAAAUUAAAAUGUGUACAACAAUAUGCAAAUGCAUUUGCCCAUAUAAAGUUCUCAAUCUGGUGUGCAAAGACCUCUUUCAUUCAGGAGAACUGGAUGUUGGCCAUGCACACUGUUACCUUCCGUUACUUGGGGAUAACCUACUAACUGUAGUGGGUCUUCUGCAAAUAGGUUCAGACAGUAGUAGUUAAAAUUGUGAGAUGAUUGAGUCCUCAAGGGACACAAUGUCCUACAAGACUAUCCUUCAGGUGAUGAAUUGUAUAACAGUAUGGUGGUAUAAGUGAGAUGUGCAAUCUUUUAAUACUACACAUUUUUAGUAGGGAACUUGGAACGUCUUAGUUCCUCUCUGUUCUUUCUGGUGGACUCCUGCACAAAUAGUUUUAGGUCUGCCAAAUCUGGACUAAAUCUAGAAGAGAUCCUAGAGCUCAGUUCAGUUGGGAUAUCUUAUGGCGGCUUUUUCUGCUUUGGAUAUGCCUAGGGUGAUGUGGGGUAAACAUCAUCAUUUGUUACCAUGGUACAAGCUUAACAUGGCCUGGAGGAGUCCCAUUUUUAAAAAAACUUGGCUUUACUAUCUUGUUUCCUCUUGCAUCAUAAACUAAUAAAUGACACAUUUUCCCAUACUUGCAUUUUUCUCAGUAUAGCCAGGGAGAAUAGUGGUUAGUCUAAAGCUUUUGACUUGAUACAGACCUUUACUUUGGAUCUCUUCUCUAGCCUUGAGAAUAAAGUGAUGUUCAAAGGCUUGAAUGUUCCUAUUGCAGAAAGGUUUGAAGCACAGAUGUUGUAUAAAUAAACGUGGAUUUUGCUCAGAUCUAAACCCAGAUUUAAUUUAUAUUGUUUUUGUAUUUGUUGUAUUAAACUAUUGAAGUAUUAAAUAAAAACUAAGCUAAAAAGUUUGAA